UCGCAUUCAAUGAAAUCAGGACUGGUACUCGAACAAACAGACGCGGAGAGUGAAAAUGUGUGAGAUGAGGGUUCGGUUCCUUCAUAAAACUAUAAAUCUCGUGAAAUAGAUUCGAGAAGAUUGAUGGCUCUUGUGUCAGUCGGAUUUUCAAUGAACCUUCCGCGGAUUCAUAGUCAAGCAUAAGUAUGUAUAUGUGCAAGAACCGCACUUGCUUGCGACAGCUUGCACGCCAAUCAGCCACGUGCGUGGCACGCGUCCAGAAUAACCCAGACUGUUACUGGUGACGACGGCGUGACCAGUUUUGCGUCGAGUCAGACGACGGACUCGUUGACUCGCAUGGGGCUACUUACCUUUCCCUUUGACUACCAUGUCGCUCAUGAUCGUACAUAACGCUUUCCUCUCACCCCAGCCUUGUGUGCACGGCCCUUUGAAUCGCUCUCACGACACUGUAACGACAAACCCUACAACGCAUGGUUCCAGCAGAAUGGAAGUUGGCCCCCCACAACACCCGAGUGCGGCCGGCUUUGUUCCAAGCUUACCGCAGCUGCUAGUGUAAUCCUUUGAGCUGAAUCCCCCCUUGUCAUUCCUGAGAGGCUUCGCGAUAGCAUGGCGAUGAGAUGAGGUUGUGACAGGGUUCCACCGUGAAUUGCUGAUUUCUUGGGAUCGAUGGCGAGCAGGGUAUUCCAUCGCAGUGCAGCCAGCGCACAUUGGGGCUUUUGUUAGGUUCACUCGCAGUGACAUGCUCCCAGCACGAGGCCAGUCUUCGUCCAGUCGAACGAACGGAACCGGUUCACCGGUGUCUUGGGCCUGUCACGCGAUUCUUCCACCUCCCCCAGUCCUGCGCCGGAACUUUUGCCCUCCGCACAGCACUUAUCAGCCGCGCCCGCUCUCCAUCUGCCCUGGCCAAGGCGAUGGUGGGAUAGCGGAUCGGCGCGCCUCAACUUGCCUGAUCAGGCGUGUCGUAUCAGGGCAUAGUGUUACUUGCCUGUCAAGUGUUCUGAUCGAAGAGUCGGCGAUGUCCUGUGACGAUCUAGUUCGUUUGUGCGCGCUUACACCUCCCGUUUGGUUGAUCUUGCCUCAUGGGAGGGCAUUAUAACUGUUGCUUGUUUGUUUACUCCGCGUUCUGGCCUCCUCCAUUCCGGUCCUAAUCGGGGUGCUCCAUUGACCUGUCCCACUUAUAUCACAACCGACCUCAUCCCUCCUGCUCCCUGAUCGCAGCAGUAUCAUAUCCUGUCCAUGCUCAGUCUCGGCCCCGGUUCAGCAUGCGACGUAUGCCUCGACUCUUUCACGUCGGGCGAGGGCAAGUCCCCAUCGUCAAUCCCAUGCGGCCAUGUCUUCUGCGUCGCGUGUCUGCGCCAGAUAGCGGCCCGGCCCGUGUGCCCGCUGUGCCGGUCGCCCUUCCAGCCGCGGCACAUCGUGCGGCUGCACGUCGACCUCGACAACGUGCGCAACUACGCAGCGGCGGACGGCACGGCCCUCGUGCCGGGAACCGAGUCCGAGGCGCGGCAGCUCCAGGAUCGGAUCAAUGCGGUGGCCCAGCGCGGCGCGUCGGAGGUGCAGACGACCGAGCUGUUGCAGGAGUGCCGGCGGUUCCUGGGAGGCGUGGACCUGAAAACGUUCCCGGAGCUUCGCACGUCGUACUGCAUGAUGAAGUACAUGUGUCACGUGAAGCGGAUGUAUCUCGAGCAGUCGGCUGUGGUCUCGCAGCACACCCUCCAGACCGACUUGAAGGACAAGGACAUCCAGAGCCUGAGGACCGCACUCGACCUGGCUCAGUCGAAGAGGGACGAGCACUCGAAGCUACUGGAAGAGACAGAACGUCAUGAGAAGCUGCUUGAUGCCCAAUGCAGCGAGCUUACCGAGCAAUUGGCGACGAUGGAAGCCGAGAUGAAAUUGUUGUCAGAGCAAAACGAGGCCGCUCAAGCCCAACUGCUUCUUGUGACCGACGAGCUCCAGCAGCUGCGCGCUGAGGUCGAGUUCUCGUCACCUGAGGGCGAGAGCCUCGCCGAGUUGCCGAUCGAAUCGAUGCCUCUUUCUCCGAUCACGGACUUGAAGCCGCCCACCGCGCCGGAUCUCGAGGAAGAAGAAGAGGACGAGCCGCCCGCUCCAUUCCUGUCGCCCUGGGCUGCUCUGAUCGAUUCGAAGACGGAGCCGCUGGAGCCGAUGCGAGUGUACUGUGGUGCUGCGGGGUGUCCGCAUUCGUGCAACUGCGUGCCGUUUCUGCUGUUCUCGCCCGGGUCGAGGGAGGCCGCUGCUGCGCGGGCUCUGGCGGAUUCGGCGGUCACGCCUCCCUUGCUCGGAUUCUCUCCUCCCAGCGGUCUUUCAUUGCACCUACAACAGCAAACGGACCGCUCGCGGUCCCAUUCGCGGCCUCGUAGCCGGUCGCUUUCCCGAGCUGCAUCGCCCGUGGCUGGUCCACUCAAGCAUCAUCAUCAUCAUCAUCCUUCUUCUUCUGCGCAACAGACCCAUAUGCGUGGUCGUCUCCAUGACAUCCUGCACGAUCCAUUUCCGACGUCAUCUUCUCUGCCCAAUAUGUCGCGGUCCCACUUUCUCCCCCCAUCGCCCCCCACGCCGCCCCAGCAGCCGCCGAAGAAGAAGGAGCGCACCGGCAAACAGAAGGAGCGGGAGUCUCUGCCCGAGCCGCUGCCGUUGUAUAGCCAGAGGCAAUCAAGUCCUGCGGUCGAGGCCCCGCCAAGGUAUCGAGUGUCGGGCAGUCCGCCGCAAGAUCGGAGGACAGCCACUCCUUCGGCAGUGACAACCCCUUAUGUUCAUCCGCCGAUGCUCUACAUCCAUCCUCCGAUGCUCCAUUCCGAUACGCGGCCGUUUGUGUCUGCGUCGGCGGCGGCGGCAGCAGCAGCAGCGGCGUCUUCUACCGCGAGUUCUCAAGCUUCGGCGUCCGUUUACAAGUCCGGGCUGUCCCAGACUGUGCCAUCAAAGUCUGCUUAUCCGCGGCCCCCGUUCAUGUACACUGCGCCCGUCGCGCCUGCGCCGCCGGUUUCUGCUGUCUACGCGUCCUCGAGUCUCCCGAAUAAGGCCCAGGCGCAGUCGCAGCCCAUCGGAUUCGAUCGAUCGAACACCACCACCCCCACCACCAGCACCAGCACCAGCACUCCUACUAGUACUCGCACGGACAAGUUGAGCAGGCGGGGAUCGAGCAAGCGCGUCCCGCCGCGCUCGUCGUCCUCUGCCUUGUUCGCGUCAUAA
Mycena citricolor is the source of this 3204-nucleotide messenger RNA. NCBI's taxonomy places the organism in Eukaryota, Fungi, Basidiomycota, Agaricomycetes, Agaricales, Mycenaceae. The record is from the annotation of a GenBank genome assembly.